UCAGCCUCGGAGGUGCUGGUAGCGCUCUGGACAGCCAUGUUCCUUCUGUUUGCACUUCUCUCUAUGUUUGGAGGGCUGCGUGCCCACCAGGAUUCUGAAGGAAUAUUACUGCAUAUCACAGUUCCAUGGAAGAUAAGGUCGAAUGAGAGUGAAGAUUCAGAGAAACAGGUGACUUAUAUCAUUACAAUUGAUGAAAAACCAUACACUCUGCAUCUCAGAAAACACUCAUUUUUAUCCCAGGACUUUUUGAUUUAUACAUAUAAUGAAACUGCAUUUUUGCAUUUAGAGUCUUCAUAUUUUAAGAUACAUUGCCAUUACCAAGGAUAUUUUGCAGAUAUUCCAAAUUCCCUUGCAACACUCAGCAUUUGUUCUGGGCUCAGGGGAUUCCUUCAGUUUGAAAACAUCAGCUAUGGAAUUGAGCCAUUGGAAUCUUCAGCACAAUUUCAGCAUGUAAUUUAUCAAGUGAAAAAUGAGAAUCCAACUAUACCACUGUUAGCAGAAAAUUAUAGCAAUAUUUGGCAGAAAGAACAACCCUAUAAAGAUAACUUAAGCUUACAGGAAAUAACUCUUUCAAAACUAUUACCCCAAUACCUAGAAAUGCACAUUAUAGUGGAAAAAGCUUUGUAUGAUUAUAUGGGAUCAGAAGUGAUGGCUGUAACACAGAAAAUUAUCCAAAUUAUUGGUCUUGUCAACACUAUGUUUACCCAGUUCAAACUGACUGUGAUGCUGUCCUCCUUGGAAUUGUGGUCAGAUAAAAACAAAAUUUCUACCAACGGGGAUGCUGGUGAUUUAUUACAAAGACUUUUCAUAUGGAAACAGGACUAUCUUAUCCUACGGCCCCAUGACAUAACAUUCUUACUUAUUUACAGGAAACGUCCUGCAUAUUUGGGAGCAACAUUUCCUGGCACAAUAUGCAAUAAAAGCUAUGAUGCAGAUAUUGCUAUGUAUCCAGAUGCAAUAACUUUGGAGGGAUUUUCCGUUAUUAUAGCUCAACUACUUGGGCUUAAAAUGGGAUUAACAUAUGAUGAUAUUAAUAACUGUUCUUGUCCAAGAGCUACAUGCAUAAUGAAUCCUAAAGCAGUGGGUUCCAGUGGUAUAAAGAUUUUUAGCAACUGUAGCAUGUAUGACUAUAGAUAUUUUAUUUCAAAAUUUGAGGCUAAAUGUCUUCAGAAUUUUUCAAAUUUGCAACCAUUAUAUCAAAAUCAAUCAGUAUGUGGUAAUGGGAUGUUGGAACCUAAUGAAGAAUGUGACUGUGGCAGCCAAGAGGAAUGUCAGUUUAAGAAGUGCUGUGAUUUUAAUACAUGUAAACUGAAAGGCUCAGCAAGAUGUGGUUCUGGACCAUGCUGUACAUCAAACUGUGAGAUAGCAGUAGCAGGCGUUCCAUGUAGAAAGAGCGUUGAUCAAGAAUGUGAUUUUACAGAAUAUUGCAAUGGAACAUCCAGUAAUUGCGUCCCUGACACUUAUGCAUCAGAUGGCAUGUUGUGCAGUUUGGGAACUGCAUAUUGUUAUAAAGGACGAUGCCAAACUAAAGAUAACCAAUGUGCCCAGGUACUUGGAGAAGGUGCUCAAGGUGCUCCAUUUGCCUGUUUCAAAGAAAUCAAUUCCCACAUUGACAAAUCUGGAAACUGUGGUUUUAAAAAUUCACAACCAUUACCUUGUGAUCAGAAAGAUGUUCUCUGUGGAAAAUUAGCUUGUGUUUGGCCACUUAAGAAUUAUAAAAAUGAUGUUCAAUCUGCAGUUUAUUCAUAUAUUCAAGGACAUGAAUGCAUAUCUGUAGCUACUGGGUCAUCAGUGAGAUCAGAUGGAAGAGAUUAUGCCUAUGUAGCUGAUGGAACUGUUUGUGGUACACAAAUGUACUGUAUAAAUAAAACCUGCAAAGAAGUUCAUUUGGCAGGAAACAAAUGUAAUGCUGUUACAAAAUGCAGAGGAAAUGGAAUAUGUAAUAAUUUGGGUAAUUGUCAUUGCUUUCCUGGCUAUAGGCCUCCACAUUGUGAAUUCCAGAUUGGCUCACCAGGGGGAAGUAUUGAUGAUGGAAAUGUCCAGAAAUCUGAUAUAAUUUUUAUUAAAGAAGACUCCAGUGCACAGCAGAACAACUGGCUUAUUCUGAGUUUCUACAUUGUUCUGCCCUUUAUCAUAAUAUUCACCAUUAUGAUCAUGAAACGAAAUGAAAUGAGAAAAUCAUGCAACAGGGAGAAUGCAGAAUAUGAAGGUAAUUCAGUCAUUGUGCCAGAAAACUACAAUGUGGACUAUUAAAAUUGCCAAACAUUUCACCAGCAAAUGGCCCAUUACUAAAGGAGAAAACGCAUUUUAUGACCCAUCCCUGAACACAUUUCCGAUGUCCGCAGUUUGAAAAAUAAAGCCCAAGCCCACGAGG
Mustela lutreola (European mink) is the source of this 2374-nucleotide messenger RNA. RefSeq names its product disintegrin and metalloproteinase domain-containing protein 18-like. Bases 37 to 2253 code for a protein of 738 amino acids. Gene Ontology annotation, cellular component: plasma membrane. Gene Ontology annotation, molecular function: metalloendopeptidase activity. Gene Ontology annotation, biological process: proteolysis; binding of sperm to zona pellucida; cell adhesion. NCBI's taxonomy places the organism in Eukaryota, Metazoa, Chordata, Mammalia, Carnivora, Mustelidae. The transcript has 20 exons. The record is from RefSeq and is a predicted model, not a curated record.